This is a messenger RNA of Geosmithia morbida, 1206 nucleotides long. Its product is annotated as tRNA-dihydrouridine synthase 2. The record is from RefSeq and is a predicted model, not a curated record. The transcript is spliced from 2 exons. Gene Ontology annotation, biological process: tRNA dihydrouridine synthesis. The coding region runs from base 1 to 1206 and encodes 401 amino acids. NCBI's taxonomy places the organism in Eukaryota, Fungi, Ascomycota, Sordariomycetes, Hypocreales, Bionectriaceae. Gene Ontology annotation, molecular function: tRNA dihydrouridine synthase activity; flavin adenine dinucleotide binding. Gene Ontology annotation, cellular component: cytoplasm.
AUGCUCGCCAAGUUGAUCAAGAGAGUCAUGGGUACCAACAUCAACAAAGUCCCCAUCCCCCCUCGGGGUGUCGAUUACCGGGGCAAGAUUGUCCUGGCGCCCAUGGUCCGUUCGGGAGAGCUGCCCUCGAGACUCCUGGCGCUCAAGUACGGCGCCGACCUGGUAUGGAGCCCUGAAACCGUCGACAAAGCCCUGAUCGGCACGACGCGCCGCUUCAAUGAGACGUCCAAGACGAUAGAGUGGUUCCGCACGACCAACAAUAACCCCAGCAGCGCCAACGACCAGCAAGAGACGAUAAUCUUCCGGACGCUUCCCUCGGUCGAGGCGGGCCGCCUCAUAUGCCAGAUAGGCACGUCGGACCCGGCGCUGGCCGUCCAGGCGGCGCGGCUGGUGGCUCCUGACGUGGCGGGCAUCGACGUCAAUGCCGGGUGCCCCAAGCCCUUCAGCACAAGCGGCGGCAUGGGCGCGGCCCUGCUGCGCACACCGGACAAGCUGUGCGGCAUCCUCGAGGCCCUGGUGUCCAGCAUAACCCCCGAGUUCGGCAUAGGCGUCAGCGUCAAGAUCCGCCUCCUAGCCGACCCGGCCGACACCGAGGCCCUCGUGCGCCGGCUGUGCGCCACGGGCAUCACGGGGCUCACGGUCCACUGCCGCACCACGCCCAUGCGGCCCCGUGAGCGCGCCAUACGCGACCAGCUCUCCAUGGUCGCCGCCGUAUGCCGCGAGGCCGGCGUCGCCUGCCUCAUGAACGGGGACGUCGAGUCGCGCAAGGCGGGGCUGUCCCUCGCCCGCGAGUACGGUGCGGACGGCGCCAUGAUCGCCACGGCCGCCGAGAAGAACCCCAGCUGCUUCCGCGACGUCGGCGGUGACGGCAGUACCGAGCCCCUCCUGCCCUGGCAUCAGGUCAUGGCAGAGUAUCUGACCACUUGCAUGGCCGUCGACAACCGUUUCGGCAACACAAAAUACCUCCUCACUCAGAUGAUCCCCGGAAAGGAAAAGGCCUACAGGCGUGUCACGCCUUGCAAGAGCUACGAGCAGCUCUGCCGCGCCCUUGAACUGCAGCACCUCCUUGACGAUGCCAGGGCCGCCGACGCAAGGCAGGGUAUCAUCCUGCCACCCGUGCCGGUAAAAGGGGGCUCACCGAGCAAGCAUCAGCCCGCGAUCGAAUCAGACUGCCCGCCGUCUGCCGAGCUGGCCGUGGCCGGGUGA